AUGGCGCUCCCCGGCCCGGUUAGGCGUCAGCUGAAUUCCGCGACACGCAAUAUAUUAAUGGAUGUGAGGAGGACCGUGUCAGAUAAGGCAGGGUGUCCCGCAAGGCUAAGGGGAGAGGUUGAUAUUGUUUCCAGUCUACAGCUGCAAGCAUCACUGUACUUUAACUGCUUUUAUUUUCCCUUCUGGUGGGUCUGUGAUGUUGUUUCAUUACAAUUAAAGUAUGCACUUCUUCCUGAUCAUUACAAAUUCAUUUUGGUAACCCUACUCAUCCUGAUGUCUGUGAUUGAAGUUAUUCGACUUUUUCUUGGAUACAGUGGCAACCUGCAAGUAAAGGUUCCUGAACUGGCUGGGUUUUGGCUCCUCAGUAUCCUGCUACAGCUUCCUUUACUCCUAUUCCUCCUAUUUGAUUCAGGAGCAGAGCCAUUGCCCUUGGAGCGGGUAUCCCACGGAAUUCUGGUUGUGUUGUUGCUCUUUCAAAUCCCUGUGUCAUCACUCGCACUAAGGAGAACAACUAAACGUCUGGCAGGCAGAUUUAAUCAACUAGCAAACAUGGUAGAACAAGCAUGAAAUGGUGACACGCUUGACUAUUUACAACUGGGAGAAAAUGAUAACUAAUGCCUUUAUAGUGGAUAAGCAAUACAAUGCAUCUGAUAUUUUGAAAAGCACAUAUUUGCAUA
Messenger RNA from Nanorana parkeri, 677 nucleotides. Its product is annotated as transmembrane protein 17A-like. The record is from RefSeq and is a predicted model, not a curated record. Gene Ontology annotation, biological process: non-motile cilium assembly. Gene Ontology annotation, cellular component: ciliary transition zone. The transcript has 5 exons. Lineage: Eukaryota; Metazoa; Chordata; Amphibia; Anura; Dicroglossidae. The coding region runs from base 1 to 567 and encodes 188 amino acids.